UCAUCGUGUGUAGCUUCAAUGUAUGAGGUAUGUGUUGAACUAGCAGGGAGAUGAUACUGUAGUUGUAGAUUAGAUAAUUAUCUCAGUUGUAAUUAAACAACAAUGUCUGCAGUUCAGAAGUUGAGAGAGUUUGUCAACGAGCGACUAACUGCUGCUGCUGAAGAGAUAUUCAGAGUUUAUGAAACAACUAUCGUCGAGUACGAGGAAGAGAUUGAUCGUCAGCGCAGACUGCUGGAUGUCGUUUGGAAACCUGAAAUAAAGUUAAACAGACUAAAGCUCCCACAGCAACAUGUCUGUAAGGAGGGGGAGGAGGAGGAGGAGGAGGAGGAGGUUCUCGCUGACCAGCAGCUCUGUAUUCAGGAGAGGAACUCCAGUCUGGACCAAGAGGACCCAGAGCCUCCACAGAUUAAAGAGGAACAGGAGGAACUCUGCACCAGUGAGGAGGGAGAGCAGCUUGUACUGAAGCAGGAGACUGAUGCCUUUAUGUUGACUCCUACUAAUGAGGAAAGUGACCACAGUGAAGAUCAUACUCUGGACUUGAGAAUCACAAAAAUUCAGAGUGCAUUUGAGGAAAAGCCUUUAAGCUACAUUUCAGACCACAGUGAAGAUCAGACUCUGGACUUGAGCAUCACUGAAACUCAGAGUGUGGUGGAGGAAAAGCCUUUAAGCCACAAUUCAGUUAAAAGCUCUGUAGUAUCAGAACCAAACAGUGACCAGCAGCUCCUCUCUCACAACUCCCAUGAAGCUGAGAGCCAAGAUCAGAAAGGAGGCAAGCCUGGAGACUCAGGAUCAACUAGAAAUGCAGAGUCAAAACAACAGAACCAACAUCACAACAGCAACAGUCACACUAACAAUAUAUGUAGCCCUACUAUGUCAAAGAUUCACUCUAAUACUCACACAGGUGAGAAGACUUUCAAAUGUGACACGUGUGAGAAAGCUUUUAAGAAUAAAUCACAAUUAGAGGCACAUCUGAUAAUACACACAGGUGAGAGGCCAUAUUCUUGCAAAACAUGUGGGAAAGAUUUCACUCGUUACACUACAUUGAGUGCCCACAUGAGAAUCCACACAGGUGCAAAGCUGUAUACAUGCAAAACAUGUGGGAAAGAUUUCAAAAUUAACAGUCACUUGAAAGUCCACAUGAGAACUCACACAAGUGAGAAGCCAUAUACUUGCAAAACAUGUGAGAAAGCGUUCACUUGUAACAGUUCAUUGAGUGCCCACAUGAGAAUCCACACAGGUGAGAAGCCGUACCUUUGUAAAACCUGCGGGAAAAGAUUCUGUGAAGCUACAAAAUUGACAAGGCAUAUGAAAAUCCACACAGGUGAGAAGCCGUAUACUUGCAAAACAUGUGGGAAAGAUUUCAGAUGGCUCGGUAACUUGAAAGGCCACGUGAAAAUCCACACAGGUGAGAAGCCGUAUACUUGCAAAACAUGUGGGAAAGCUUUCCCUCGUAACAAUUCAUUGAGUGCCCACAUGAGAAUCCACACAGGUGAGAAGCCGUAUACUUGCAAAACAUGUGGGAAAGCUUUCACUCGUAACAAUUCAUUGAGUGCCCACAUGAGAACCCACACAGGUGAGAAGCCUUAUCUUUGCAAAGCCUGUGGGAAAAGAUUCUGGGAAGCUAUAGUAUUGACGAGGCAUAUGAAAAUCCACACAGGUGAGAAGCCGUAUACUUGCAAAACAUGUGGGAAAGAUUUCAGAUGGCUCGGUAACUUGAAAGACCACGUGAAAAUCCACACAGGUGAGAAGCCGUAUACUUGCAAAACAUGUGGGAAAGCUUUCCCUCGUAACAAUUCAUUGAGUGCCCACAUGAGAACCCACACAGGUGAGAAGCCGUAUACUUGCAAAACAUGUGGGAAAGCUUUCACUCGUAACAAUUCAUUGAGUGCCCACAUGAGAACCCACACAGGUGAGAAGCCUUAUCUUUGCAAAGCCUGCGGGAAAAGAUUCUGGGAAGCUAUGGUAUUGAUGAGGCAUAUGAAAAUCCACACAGGUGAGAAGCCGUAUACUUGCAAAACAUGUGGGAAAGAUUUUAAAUUUAAUAAUGUUUUGAAAGUCCACAUGAGAACCCACACAGGUGAGAAGCCGUUUAAUACUUGAUUCUGAUUGGUCAACUAUGGCAUUCUACGGUCUGUUAUUUCUUCAUAGCAGACUGUUGCUAUGGAUAUCAGAUCGUUGCUAUGGAUAUCAGAUCGUUGCUACGGACGCAGUUCUGAUCUCUGUUCACAAUGAGAUGACAAUUUUUAUUAGUGGAAGCAAUAAAAUCAUUUUUAAACCAAAAUUUGGUUCAAGUUAUUGAUUUCUUUAGUAAGUAGCUGUGUAAGAAGCAGGAUAAUGCACAGUGAGACGGUCAUUUUUGCGAAAUGAAUCCUUUCAGGGUGAUUCAUGACCCCUCUGCUUCAUGACGGGGUCCUGCUCAUCCUGUCGGGGUUCAUGUAAAAUGAUACAUGAAAAUAAUAAUAAAUUAAAUUAAGGGCUAUGACUGUACCUGUAAUUCAUAUUCUUCUAUUAUACAGAGAAGUUUCAAUGCAUUUUUGUUUUUCAUGACUUUAAGGGCUUUUAUGUAAGAAAUAAACUCAGAAUGAAACACAUUAAACCUAUAGGUUUCACUUUAAUAUACUUGGAUUAGUGCAAUAAAAUCUUCCAAGAAUGAGAA
Molecule: messenger RNA, 2656 nt
Organism: Sebastes umbrosus (honeycomb rockfish)
Lineage: Eukaryota; Metazoa; Chordata; Actinopteri; Perciformes; Sebastidae
Product: gastrula zinc finger protein XlCGF57.1-like
Exons: 2
Coding region: 103-2100 (665 amino acids)
Biological process (GO): regulation of transcription by RNA polymerase II
Cellular component (GO): nucleus
Molecular function (GO): RNA polymerase II cis-regulatory region sequence-specific DNA binding; DNA-binding transcription factor activity, RNA polymerase II-specific
Source: RefSeq, a predicted model, not a curated record